AUGCACGGAUACAAGGUCCUCCUCUUUGCGACCCUCGUGCUCCCCAUCUUCGCCGUUCCCCUUCAAGGCUCUACCAUUCUGCAGAAAGACCGAGUAGCCGAACGAAACAACGACCUUGUUGGGGCCACUAUCCUUCCCAGCCCACCGGAGCGAGAGCCUAUCAUCAAUCUGGUGGAGCGAGCCAGGCGUAUCGGCGGUAGUGGCUUUACCCCCCCGAAGAGGUCGUUAGAGGAUGUCGAGAAGCGAAAGAAUCGUCCCAAUGGAGGUGGGUUUGGCCUCCCUAAAAGGCGUCUAGAUAGCCUAAAGACCCAGGGGAUAACUCGUCCUGUUGGCGGCUGGGAGGCUCCGCCUUCAGAAGACAGGCUCGAGACACGUACAAAAAGUCGUACUGGCCAAGGCUGGGAUAAUGGAAGUCAAGGGAGCCACGAGGCACGCCAAGAGGCCAGCGACGAUGAGGAUCUUGUGGACGAAGUCGAUGUCGAUGCUCUUGGCUUUGGUGGAAGCAAGAGGGGUCUACGUGGUACAGGCGGUUCUGGCGGUCACAAGAGAGGGUUGCAACUUCCUGGUAAGGGAGGAGGUGGCAAGAGGGGAUUAAAGUGUCCUGGUAGCGGAGGAAGUAAGAGAGGGUUGACCCCUGCCUGUGGAGGAAGCAAGUGA
Alternaria novae-zelandiae is the source of this 657-nucleotide messenger RNA. RefSeq lists its product as uncharacterized. Bases 1 to 657 code for a protein of 218 amino acids. The transcript has 2 exons. The record is from RefSeq and is a predicted model, not a curated record. NCBI's taxonomy places the organism in Eukaryota, Fungi, Ascomycota, Dothideomycetes, Pleosporales, Pleosporaceae.